AUGGGGCUGCUGAGCAGCAAGAGGCAGGUCGGUAGCGAGAAAGGCAAGGGCUGGAGCCCCGUGAAGGUCCACGCCCAGAGCAAGGCUCCCCCACCCCUGCCACCCCUGAUUGUCUUCAACCACCUCGCCCCUCCGUCUCUGAACCAGCAACCAGAUCAAGAGGAGCAUUUUGUGGUGGCCCUGUUUGACUACGCGGCCGUGAAUGACAGGGACCUGCAGGUGCUGAAGGGGGAGAAACUCCAGGUCUUGAAGAGCGCUGGAGACUGGUGGUUGGCCAGGUCACUCAUCACCGGAAGAGAAGGCUAUGUGCCCAGCAACUUUGUGGCCCCAGUGGAAACUCUGGAAGUAGAAAAAUGGUUCUUCAGGACCAUCAGCCGGAAGGAUGCCGAGAGGCAGCUGCUGGCUCCCAUGAACAAGGCUGGCGCCUUCCUCAUCAGAGAGAGUGAGAGCAAUAAAGGUGCCUUCUCCCUGUCUGUGAAGGAUGUCACCACCCAGGGUGAGAUGGUCAAGCACUAUAAGAUCCGCUCACUGGACGACGGUGGCUAUUACAUCUCCCCACGGAUCACCUUCCCCACCCUCCAGGCCCUGGUGGAGCAUUAUUCCAAGAAGGGAGAUGGUUUGUGCCAGAGACUGACCCUGCCCUGUGUGAGCCCAGCCCCGAAGAACCCCUGGGCGCAGGAUGAGUGGGAAAUCCCCCGGCAGUCUCUUAAGCUGGUCCGGAAACUUGGGUCUGGGCAGUUUGGAGAAGUCUGGAUGGGUUAUUACAAAAACAAUUUGAAGGUGGCCGUCAAGACCCUGAAGGAGGGAACCAUGUCUCCGGAAGCUUUCCUGGGCGAGGCCAACAUGAUGAAAACCCUGCAGCAUGAGAGGCUGGUCCGUCUCUACGCCGUGGUCACCAGAGAGCCCAUCUACAUUGUCACGGAGUACAUGGCCAGAGGAUGCUUGCUGGAUUUUCUGAAGACCGAUGAAGGUAGCAGAUUGUCCCUUCCAAGGCUGAUUGACAUGUCAGCCCAGAUCGCAGAAGGGAUGGCUUACAUUGAACGCAUGAAUUCCAUCCACCGUGACCUGCGGGCAGCCAACAUCCUGGUGUCUGAGAGCCUGGGCUGCAAAAUCGCUGACUUCGGCUUGGCCAGGAUCAUCGACAGUGAAUACACUGCCCAAGAGGGGGCCAAGUUCCCCAUCAAGUGGACUGCCCCAGAGGCCAUCCACUUCGGGGUGUUCACCAUCAAGGCUGAUGUAUGGUCCUUCGGAGUCCUGCUGAUGGAGAUCAUCACAUAUGGACGUGUUCCCUACCCGGGAAUGAGCAACCCCGAGGUCAUCCGAAGCCUAGAGCAUGGCUAUCGCAUGCCGUGCCCGGAGGCGUGUCCACCAGAGUUGUACCGUGACAUCAUCACUGAGUGCUGGCGGAGCCGGCCAGAGGAGCGACCCACCUUUGAGUUUCUGCAGUCGGUGCUGGAAGACUUCUACACUGCCACGGAGGGCCAGUAUGAGCUGCAGCCCUAGCCACCCGUGGGCUCUGCGGGGCUCCCUCCCGAGCCUCCUGCUGGACGCUUACUUCGGGUUAACAUGCUCACACCUGGCUCUUCCUCCAGCCCAGACAGGUUGUGGAAUGACAUACCUACUUCUCCGUUGAGGGAACCAGGGGACAAAGGUGGCUUCACGGUAGGGCACGGACUCUCGAGGCAGAGCCUCGGUCCACCCUUCACUGACUGUGUGCCCUUGGGCAAGAUACCGAGCUGCUCUGUGUCUCCUGCUCCUCGCAUGUAAAACAAGGAAGGGUUGUAUUAGAACUUACCUCCAACUGUGUUCGGACCUGGGAGGGUGCUGAGAGCGGAGUCUGAACUGUUGGUGAUGGGCAGUGUGUAAGGCAGUCCUUACCUAGAGGGGGACUGAUGGCAGGUGGCCAGAGCUCCUACCCCUCUGACCUCCAGAGCCUCAAUAGCAAGGGUCUCCCUGUCUGCUGCUGCAGAACC
Peromyscus maniculatus bairdii (prairie deer mouse) is the source of this 1973-nucleotide messenger RNA. It is a transcript of the gene Blk, whose product is annotated as BLK proto-oncogene, Src family tyrosine kinase. The record is from RefSeq and is a predicted model, not a curated record. Lineage: Eukaryota; Metazoa; Chordata; Mammalia; Rodentia; Cricetidae. Gene Ontology annotation, biological process: protein phosphorylation. Gene Ontology annotation, molecular function: ATP binding; protein binding; protein tyrosine kinase activity.